UAUGAGCGACUGACAGGAAAAACAGCCCUUAUCUGUAAAGAAAGGCUCAAAAGUUCACUCCUUUCGCACCAAAUUCUUCCUACGACUCACUCCGGUCAUAUGAUUUACCGUGUUUCUCUGGCUGUGACGCGGAGUGUCUAAAAGGGUUCAUUGAGUCUCUGCUGAGAGUGGCAUCCCACAGAAAUACCCUCGUCUGCCAAGUGCUCCACUCUGGAAGGUUCCUGAAACUUUCACACGUGACCUCCAGCAGUCAUAGUGAGAUCCAAGGAGUUUUUGUUUUGAGAGGGCGUCGGACUCCCCCGUGAUUGAUUACAGCAGCGGCCAAUCGCGUACUUGGCUUCAGCAGUGCGUGCACGGUGAUUCUGCGUCUGACAGGAAUGCAGCACGAAGGGCUCUGAAGAAGCGGCACUUUUCCCACUUUCUUGCAUGGAUGGGUGAUUUAGAGUUCAGUAUGUACUGUUAGUCAUUGUUUCCUGUCCCUCUGGCGGCUGUGUCCGAGCCUGACCCCAGGAUGGCAUGAAGAAAAAAUCCUGCUGAUCUCUGAACACUAGGCCGAGCAGUGAGCUACAUCAGGGACAGGUGAAAAGCAGGCCAUGUCACGGGUUCCCACACCUCCUCCCCCAGGGGAAAUGACAUCAGGACCUGUGGCAGAGAGCUGGUGUUAUACACAGGUAAAAGUGGUGAAGUUUUCUUACAUGUGGACCAUAAACAACUUCAGCUUUUGUCGGGAGGAGAUGGGCGAAGUCAUAAGGAGCUCGACCUUCUCUUCUGGCCCCAAUGACAAGAUGAAAUGGUGUUUGAGAGUGAACCCAAAGGGUCUGGAUGACGAGAGUAAAGAUUAUCUCUCUCUCUACUUGCUGCUUGUCAGUUGCCCAAAAAGCGAAGUGAGGUCAAAGUUCAAGUUUUCCUUACUAAACGCCAAAAGGGAGGAAACUAAAGCCAUGGAAAGCCAAAGAGCGUACCGCUUCGUCCAGGGGAAGGACUGGGGCUUCAAGAAGUUCAUCAGGAGAGAUUUUUUACUAGAUGAAGCAAACGGACUUCUUCCAGAUGACAAGCUCACUUUGUUUUGUGAGGUGAGCGUGGUCCAGGACUCUGUAAACAUCUCUGGCCAGUCUAACACAAACAUGCUGAAGGUUCCGGAGUGUCGGCUCUCAGAUGAUCUGGGUAACCUGUGGGAAGGAUCCAGGUUCACCGACUGCAGCUUGUUUGUGGGAGGGCAGGAGUUCAAAGCGCACAAAUCCAUACUGGCAGCGAGGUCGCCAGUUUUCAAUGCCAUGUUUGAACACAAAAUGGAGGAGAGUAAAAAGAACCGAGUAGACAUCGGUGACGUGGAACCGGACGUGUUUCGGGAAAUGAUGGUAUUUAUUUACACGGGUAAAGCUCCUAACCUGGAUAAAAUGGCCGACAACCUGUUAGCUGCUGCAGACAAGUACGCUCUGGAAAGAUUAAAGGUAUUAUGUGAAGAGGCUCUUUGUAACAGUUUGUCUGUAGAGAACGUGGCCGACGUCCUCAUUCUGGCCGACCUGCACAGCGCAGAGCAGCUCAAAGCACAAGCCAUAGACUUCAUUAAUAGAUGCAGCGUUCUCCGACAGUUGGGCUGUAAAGAUGGAAAGAACUGGAAUAGCAAUCAUGCAGCAGAUAUAAUGGAGACUGCAGGUUGGAAGGUGAUGAUUCAGUGCCAUCCUCACUUAGUGGCCGAGGCCUUCCGUGCUCUCGCAUCGGCUCAGUGCCCCCCAUUUGGUCUGCCUAGGAAACGACUAAAACAGUCCUGACCUUUGCCCUCACAGACUGCAUAGGACACCACGCAUGAGGCGGCAACGUCUUCCCUUCCCCAUUUGGCCCCCUCUUCACUCGUCCGUCGCCAGAGACACAAUGGAGGAGCUUGAAUAAACUGUGUUCUCAGCUAGCACCAGAGGAAGAAGAAAGGGACUUUGCAGCGGUUGACCUCGUUGUUUGAAAAAUGGCCUUAAAGCAUCUCCCUCGUGUCUCUCCGUGUAGCUUUGUGCCUGCUGCGACUGAUCCCAGACCUGUCUGGAUUGCACUAGCUCCCACAUAAUGCAGUAGUGUUAACAUGGUGGUGUUUAGGACCUUCUAUGUUACGUGUUCUCAACGGGGAAGGGUUGUUCUGACAUUUCAGAAAUCCAAGUAUACUCUCGCUAAACGUAUAACCACACACAUGCAUCGAGUGCAGAGAUAGUCCCAACUGACACUUUUUAAAGUGAUUGUUGCCCAUAUUGCUGGCAGAAUGUCAAAUUGUACGUUUAUCAUCAUUAAAAUCGGUGCAAGUAUUAACUGAGGUCGUGCUGUAGAAUACUAGGUGAGAUGCGAUGCAGUUUACGAGUAUUAAAUAUGUCGAUAUUUUGCACCAACUUCAACUAAUUGGUAAAAAUGAAGAAUUUGUUUCCCACACACACAGUUUUGACCCUAGUUGAGUUACUUUCAAUGGUUACCAUACAUGAUGGAACUCAGUUCCUUGUUUUAAAAAAUAUAUUGUGGUACUAAAGAACUUGCUUUGGAAAUAAAAUGGAGAAAAUUAAGGAGAAUGAUAUAUUUUCAGCACACACAUGUAGAGUUGACCAAUUACAUUUGCUCUCAGGCCUCGAUGUGAUGUCUUAAACAUAAUUUAUUAUUAAAGAGCACCUGUCAUGUAGUGUGUUAUACAGCUGUUUGUGGAUGUAAAAACAUCUUCAAAGUGCAGAACAAAAGUUAUUGACUCC
Messenger RNA from Xyrauchen texanus (razorback sucker), 2717 nucleotides. RefSeq names its product speckle type BTB/POZ protein like b (gene spoplb). Gene Ontology annotation, molecular function: ubiquitin protein ligase binding. The coding region runs from base 594 to 1772 and encodes 392 amino acids. The record is from RefSeq and is a predicted model, not a curated record. NCBI's taxonomy places the organism in Eukaryota, Metazoa, Chordata, Actinopteri, Cypriniformes, Catostomidae. Gene Ontology annotation, cellular component: cytoplasm; nucleus. Gene Ontology annotation, biological process: proteasome-mediated ubiquitin-dependent protein catabolic process; regulation of proteolysis. The transcript has 14 exons.